Messenger RNA from Eimeria tenella, 546 nucleotides. RefSeq lists its product as uncharacterized. Gene Ontology annotation, biological process: regulation of transcription by RNA polymerase II; box C/D snoRNP assembly; chromatin remodeling. The transcript is spliced from 4 exons. Gene Ontology annotation, cellular component: R2TP complex; Swr1 complex; Ino80 complex. The coding region runs from base 1 to 546 and encodes 181 amino acids. The record is from RefSeq and is a predicted model, not a curated record. Gene Ontology annotation, molecular function: ATP binding; DNA helicase activity. Lineage: Eukaryota; Apicomplexa; Conoidasida; Eucoccidiorida; Eimeriidae.
AUGGCGACUCCGCUGAUUCCGGGGGAAGUGACGGAGCUGGCGCGGGUGGAGCGCGUGGCCGUGCACUCCCACAUAAGGGGUUUGGGCCUUUCGGACGCGCUGCAGCCAAAGCCCAACUCCCAGGGCAUGGUUGGCCAGACCAAGGCCAGAAAGGCUGCUGGUUUAAUAUGUCGGCUAAUAAAGGCGGGGCGCAUUGCGGGCCGCGCUGUGCUGCUGGCGGGACAGCCAGGGACGGGAAAGACAGCCAUAGCGAUGGCCAUAGCAAAGGAGCUGGGCCCUGACACGCCUUUCACGCACUUGUCGGGCUCUGAAAUCUUCAGUUUGGAAAUGUGCAAAACAGAGGCUUUAACUCAAGCCUUUCGGCGCUCCAUAGCAGUUCGAAUUAAAGAAGAGGCAGAGAUCAUCGAAGGAGAAGUGGUGGAAAUUGAAAUUGACCAGCCCACCGGCAGCGGAGCAGCAAGGACUGGCCGCAUGUCUCUCAAGACUACAGAAAUGGAAACCCUCUACGACUUGGGCUCCAAGCUUAUAGGUCUGUUCUUCAGCUAG